Molecule: messenger RNA, 863 nt
Organism: Guyanagaster necrorhizus
Lineage: Eukaryota; Fungi; Basidiomycota; Agaricomycetes; Agaricales; Physalacriaceae
Exons: 3
Coding region: 302-775 (157 amino acids)
Source: RefSeq, a predicted model, not a curated record
GGAUCGAGAGACGAACGUUUGGGAAACAUUGCGCGUCAUGUCCUGUCGAAAAGCUUUGGUAUCAAUGAGACAAGGGAGAUGAAAUACCAACCUUUGGUUACGAUAAAAGACUUCCAUACCUACAUAUUUUCAGUUAGUAUGAGUAAUAGAAGGACUGAACGGCGACAUUACUCGUCGAGUAAAUCGUAGACAUGCAGCCAUGGUCACAAAUACUUUGCCGGAGGUUCGGGGCCGAGCGGAAGUUAUGGUGAAUGGUUGAUCGGGCUCGUUCGGCCGACUUCAGCCUACUUCGCCCACACCGAUGAAUUCACUCCGGCGACGUAUAACUAGGCCAUUCCGCGAUGACGACGACGACGGUGACGAUUAUGUUCUUGAUCAACAAGAGCAAGAGGAGCUGAUCAGCAAAUUGCGUGCUGAGAAUGCCCAAUCCGAUAUACAAGCUGUCCGUGUCAUUCAAGUCAUCGUCGUUCUGUCAGCUAUCACCCACAUUUUCUUCCUCUUCACGACCGCUCCGGCACUCACUGUCCUGGUUCUGCUGAUACACGUGAACCUGUUAUUGCACAUUCACCACGCCGCUCAAGUUUCUUACCAGCUGACGUACGCUCUAUCUUUGGUUGCACCGACGCUUUGUCUUUUCUUGGGAUCACCGGUAGCAUGGUGGUGCCUCACGCCUGCGGUUGUGUUCGUCGUUCAGAGCAUCCAAGAUGGUAUAGAUCGAGGAACGGAAAGCAUCGUGGCCCUGGAGUCUAUGAAAUACCAUGCACUUAGCGCGUAGGCAUAGCUAUCAGUGUGGGACAUGGUAGUUGUGGGUAUCUCCAAAACUGUCCAACGAUCUGGAUUCGUCAGGCCCUGUGGUCCUCCAU